CGUAGCUUCACUAGGCAGAGCUUAUAUAAAGACACGCAGAAAUGUAUACUGGUUCAGUCUUUAUCACAGGUGUACUAGGUGAAGCUCUGGAGGACUAGAGAUGGAUGCAAAGCAAGUUAAUGUGAUUGCACUGCUCAUCAGUGGCCUCAUCUUAUGUGCAAGUGCUAUGCCUCAAGGAGGAGCUGAUGCCACUACUGAAGGCCCACCAAUGCCUUACAAUUUUGAGUGGAAAGUUGAAGACCCACCUACAAACAAUUACUAUGGACAACAAGAAAGUGGAAAUGAAGCAGGGCGAGUGGAAGGGAAAUAUUAUGUAUUGCUGCCUGACAAGAGACUGCAGACCGUCACAUACUAUGUAGAGGGUGAUAGUGGCUUCAGGAUUCAGAUCUCCUAUGAGCAGAAUGCAAAUCCUCUUGGAGUAAAAUAAACAGAACACGGUUACUAUGAGACAGCCCUCAUCCAUUCUACAUAGAGUGAUGUUAUCACCUGGUGUGCAAUGCUAAAAGAGACAACAAAAAUUCUCAACCCAGAAAGACAUCUACCUGUGGAUUAAAUUAAGGCAUAAUGCUGUUUUUCUAUUUCCUUUUUUAAUAAAAACUGUAUGUCCUUCACUUCAAUAAAAAAAAUGCAUGGAAAUGUUGUCAUACCAUAAUAAAGCUAAUUUCCUGCAAAAA
Messenger RNA from Schistocerca piceifrons (Central American locust), 674 nucleotides. RefSeq lists its product as uncharacterized. Lineage: Eukaryota; Metazoa; Arthropoda; Insecta; Orthoptera; Acrididae. The record is from RefSeq and is a predicted model, not a curated record. Bases 101 to 427 code for a protein of 108 amino acids. Gene Ontology annotation, cellular component: extracellular matrix. The transcript is spliced from 3 exons.